This is a messenger RNA of Gryllus bimaculatus (two-spotted cricket), 871 nucleotides long. The record is from the annotation of a GenBank genome assembly. NCBI's taxonomy places the organism in Eukaryota, Metazoa, Arthropoda, Insecta, Orthoptera, Gryllidae.
UUUAGAUUGGAAUCGCCAUGGAACCCACGAAGGAGAAGAGAUGGUGUGGUUUGAGAACUGAAAAUGUCAGUUCAUAAAACAUUCGCCGUCGUUUUGCGGUUGAACUGCCAUUAUAAGAUGAAGGUAUUUGACAAGAAGAUGCAAGAACUCCGGAACACAUCUUUCAAGGUAAGCGCCACAUCCUUAGGGGAGAAAUUAAGAAGAUGUACACUCGCCCGACGAGCUACUUGUCCACUCUCGCGCCGUCUGCGGCCGAAAGUAUUUCAUCGCAGGAGAUGCGUUUCACAGCCCUCGUCGCUCGUCCGAGCGAACAGGCUCGAUCUCCCUACGGCCCUUCCGGCGCGCAACAUUCACUCGGACCGGAACCGGAAGUGCCGCCAAUGGGCCAAUCGCAGCGCAGAAACUCUUCGAGGGCAUUUUCAACAGUUUAAAGACUCUUGUUGUAAAGAUUGGAAAAUAAAUUAUGAGACGAUUCUAAGAGUGAAGAAGUGAAAGUAGAAUAAAGUAUGAGGUGAAGAAAUCGGAUAUUACUCUGCAGUAUAUAGAGGGUACGGCGAACUAGUUUCACCGCAAGACGACACGGUGGCAUAAUUUCAGGGGUAAUUGGCAGUGAUGGCCUUCAGCAGCGAUUUAUUAUGUCCUUAACACGGGCGAUGCAAGUGGAAUCAGUGGACUAGGUGGUCGGGAGAGCACCUAGCCUUUAGAAGAAAUAGUUUCACCCGUCAGAACUAUGAGGAAGAGAAACCAGAUGUGUCACGCAUAUGAAGGUGUUCAAACGCAAGUUGUAAGAAAUACCGACGGUAGCAAGAGUAGUUGGGUCCAGAAUUAAGAGCGAGCGUUCAUAACAAGACAGAUGAAUGAGAAGAAUAGU